Molecule: messenger RNA, 1270 nt
Organism: Brienomyrus brachyistius
Lineage: Eukaryota; Metazoa; Chordata; Actinopteri; Osteoglossiformes; Mormyridae
Gene: f8a
Product: coagulation factor VIII associated
Exons: 12
Coding region: 100-1053 (317 amino acids)
Biological process (GO): vesicle cytoskeletal trafficking
Cellular component (GO): early endosome
Molecular function (GO): protein binding
Source: RefSeq, a predicted model, not a curated record
GCCGUUCUGUACUGAUGACGUGAGCAACGCCGAACACCCGCGCGGCUCUGAGCACCGGGCACGCGCCUACGCGCGCGACCCCAGCACCGUGCAGCAAACAUGGCGGCGGAGGGUGACUUCCUGAUGCGCUAUCGGGCUGUGUCAAAUAAGCUGAAAAAGCGAUUUCUGCGCAAGCCUAAUGUUGCUGAAGCAAGUGAGCAAUUCGGUCAGUUGGCCAAAGAGCUGAAACAACAGGACUGCCUGCAGUAUGCAGCCUUUUGCAAUCUGGCCAUGGCGAGGUGUGAGCAGACUUUAUUCAAUGCGCCAGGCGAGGCCCUCGCACUGACUGAGGCUGCCAGGCUCUUUCUGCUCUCCGAGCGGGAGAAUCACUCACUGCAAGCCCCCGGCUUUGACGAGCACCUCCAGGCCGCACUCAACUGCUACAGUUUCGCCAUCAAGGUAUACAUAGAGAUGAACCAGCCAGUGAUGGCUGCCAGUCUGUCACUGGAACUGGGCAAUGCUCUCAAGGAGAUGAACCGGCCCGGGGAAGCCGUCGUCCAUUACCAGCGAGCCGCGGAGCUGCAGGUCCAGACGCCAAUCGAGUCGCUGCUGUCCAUGGGGGAGAUCGCCUCUUGCAAAAUCCUGACACGUGAUUACUACGGUGCGCUGGCAGUGCUGACGGAGAUGCAGUUUGUGUGUCAGGAGCGCGGCCUGCAGGUUCCCGGCACGAACACGCCCGUAGGAGCCUUUCUGGACAUCGUGGCCAGAUGCGAGGUGACCAGAGUUCUCCUCCUCAUGCUGCUUGAGCCCCCCCCUCAGAAGCUGCUUCCGGAGCAUGCUCAGACCCUGGAGCGUUACGCCUGGGAGUCUUUUGACUCUCAUAGCCAAGUGACGUUUCUUCCGGAGAACGUGUUCCUGCUUCUGCAGUCUGUGGUGAUGGCCUGUCAAGAAAAAGAUACGGAAUCUUUGAAAUCCCUGCAGACCGAGUUGUGGCCCCUGCUUUCUGCAGAACAGAAUCAUCUCCUCCAUUUGGUGGUACAAGAACGCAUCACCCCCUCUGGACAAGGCAUUUAAUGGAACAUUCCCAUUGUAUUCUAGCAGACAGGUUAUCGGCUAGGCCAAGGCCCAUGCAGCACGAGUACAAUGAAGGUCUAGAUCUGUAUCAUUCUCCUAGAACAGCCUGCGCCAUUCAUACAGGGGUGGAGUUUGACUUGUGUCCUUUGUUUAUAUGUAAAUCUUGAGUUGUAUAAAGUCUUUAAAUAUGUAACUUAAUAAAUGACUUGAAACGGUA